This is a messenger RNA of Aethina tumida (small hive beetle), 316 nucleotides long. RefSeq lists its product as uncharacterized. The transcript has a single exon. The record is from RefSeq and is a predicted model, not a curated record. Lineage: Eukaryota; Metazoa; Arthropoda; Insecta; Coleoptera; Nitidulidae. The coding region runs from base 70 to 216 and encodes 48 amino acids.
AAGCAUUUCACUCGACUGUUUGUUUUCUCAUCGACGUACACGUAGUUACCGAAACAGUCCGCUCCACCGAUGAAAAAGAAAAACAUAUUGAGUUUCUUGCGAUCGAUCUACGGCGACAGAUUCAAAUGGUCCAUAGUGAAAAGUAUUGGAAUAUUCGCUCUGGGCAUCAGAAUCGCCCAGGAAUGUGUUGGAGUCGAAGUCAUUCCCUCACAAUAAACAGCUACAUGCAAGGAAGGUACCCCAAUCUAAAUAUGUCCUCAUUUUAAAUGUUUUGGCAGAAUGUAAUAAAAUUAAUAUACAUUUUUAAAACAUACAA